Messenger RNA from Trichomycterus rosablanca, 1893 nucleotides. RefSeq names its product selenoprotein P2 (gene selenop2). Gene Ontology annotation, biological process: selenium compound metabolic process. The transcript has 5 exons. Lineage: Eukaryota; Metazoa; Chordata; Actinopteri; Siluriformes; Trichomycteridae. The record is from RefSeq and is a predicted model, not a curated record. Gene Ontology annotation, cellular component: extracellular region. Gene Ontology annotation, molecular function: selenium binding.
UCUUCCUGAACUCGGGCUGAAUAGAACAACGGAGCUGGGAUCUGAUCUGAUAACCUCCUGUGGAGAAGGAAGCUUCCGGGACCAUGCAGGCCGUCCUGGCUCUGUGCUUGGCCCUGCUCCUGGCCCCGGUCUGGACCUCGGCGCUGAUUGUGGAGAGGGAGAACAGCGCCUCGCUGAUCUGUAAACAGGCGCCGCACUGGGAGGUCAACGGUUACGCUCCUAUGAAGGGCUUGAUGGGAAGUGUGGUGGUGGUAGCACUGCUGAAGGCCAGCUGACACUUCUGUCUCACGCAGGCCGCCAAAAUCGGCCCCCUGCGUGAUAAACUGGUCAGGGGAAACCUGACGGACGUGGCGUUCAUGAUCGUGAACGAGCAGGACGCCCAUUCCAGAGCCAUGUACUGGGAGCUAAAGAGACGGGCAGCCAAGGGCAUCCCAGUGUACCAGCAGAGCCCGCUGCAGACCGACGUCUGGGAGGUCCUGCAGGGUGACAAGGACGACUUUUUAGUCUACGAUCGGUGUGGCCAGCUCACGUUUCACAUCAUGUUGCCGUACAGUUACCUUCACUCCCCGUACGUGGAAGCAGCCAUCAGAGCCACGUACCACCGAGACAUCUGCAACUGCACACUCGAUUCCAACUUUACUGCCCUGAACAGCAGCUCGACCGUGGAGGAGAAUCAGAAGCAGAACGUCACCGCAGAAGAGGCUGAAAUUAGCAGCAACCAUCAACACCAUGAUCACCACGGUCAUUCAGGCCACAGCCGUAGUCAUGAACCUCCGAUCACAACGAAGCCGGUCUUUACCAAACCCAGAACUGAGAGGAAUCACAUGCAUGAUCACGCAGAGCAUGAUGGACCAGGCACACACAAACACCAUUAGUAUAACAUUAGUAACAUUUAGUUAAAGCGCUCUACUAUACACCGACUAGGCAUAACAUUAUGACCACUGACAGGUGAAGUGAAUAACACUGAUUAUCAAGACACCUGUUAGUGGGGGGGAUGUAUCAGGCAGCAAGUGAACAUUUUAUCCUCAAAGUUGAUGUUAGAAGCAGGAAAAAUGGGCGAGCGUGAGGAUCUGAGCACGUUUGACAAGGGCCAGAGCAUCUGUGGGGUGUUCCCGGUCUGCAGUGGUCUAAGGAAGGAACAGUGGUAAACUGGCGACAGGUUCAUGGGCGCCCAAGGCUCAUUGAUACACGUGGGGAGCCUACAGAUGAGCUACUGUGGCUCAGACUGCUGAAGAUGUUAAUGCUGGUUCUGAUAGAAAGGUGUCAGACUCCAGGCCUCGACGGGUCAGGGCUGUUUUGGCAGCAAAAGGGGGACCAACACAAUAUUAAGAAUGUGGUCAUAAUGUUAUGCCUGAUCGAUGUAUAUCUUUAAGUCUCCAGCAUUUGAAUUCAUGAAUUCAUGUCGCCUCUUCUGACUCGUUCGCGGACGCUACGCUUCUCCACAGCCGGCUUGCUUCAGAGGUAGUAUAAAACCCCUGAUGGAUUCUCGUGUUUGGCUCCUCGUGGCUUCUCUCGGUGCUCGUGAUGAAGCGUGCACUUCAAACCCGGACGGGUGCGUGUACGUGGAUGUCGAGCCGAGACGCGACCACGCGGAGCACCAUCACAUGAUCCACACAUCACCGCUGCAUCUGAAAUACGACGACCAGUACUAACUGGUGUGUGUUGCAUUAGCCUGCGUUUAUCUCAGCGGCUCAGUGAAGCAGGGUUUGGUUUGGUUAUGGAUUUGCUUUCUGGGUUCUUAGCCAAAUGAUUAUGAGCCGGUGAACAUGAUGAUAGUGGAAAUGAAGGCAUCAUGUGAGCUCAGCUGAUAUUUCGAUGCUGUACAGGCCUCCAAAACUUAGAACAAGUAUAAUAUAUUAUAAUAAUAUUAAAUAAAAGAUACUGAAGACUGAA